Molecule: messenger RNA, 3225 nt
Organism: Procambarus clarkii (red swamp crayfish)
Lineage: Eukaryota; Metazoa; Arthropoda; Malacostraca; Decapoda; Cambaridae
Product: oxysterol-binding protein-related protein 9
Cellular component (GO): intracellular membrane-bounded organelle; cytosol; membrane
Molecular function (GO): sterol binding
Source: RefSeq, a predicted model, not a curated record
UCUUGAGUGACACUUUGGUGGCAGAGGCUGGUGCUACUCGCAGCCAGCAAGAUGGCUGUGAUGGAGGGACCGCUCAGCAAGUGGACCAAUGUCAUGAAGGGGUGGCAGUACCGCUGGUUUGUGCUCGACGACAGUGCUGGCCUCCUCUCUUAUUACACAUCUAAGGAAAAAAUGGUGCGUGGUGCCCGCAGAGGUUGUGUACGGCUUAAAGGAGCAGUAGUUGGCAUUGAUGAUGACGACGACUCCACAUUCACCAUUACAGUAGAUGCUAAGACUUUUCAUUUUCAGGCACAUGAUCCUGAUGAAAGAGAAAAAUGGAUACGAGGACUAGAGGACACAAUUGUAAGACACACACCAUCUAUACGGAGGUGGGAUCCAAGCAAACCAGCCCCGACAAUGGCAGACUUUGACAAGAAGCUAAUUGAGAGUGAUGUUUAUCUUCAGUUACUGAUUGAACAAACGAGUGUUCUUGAGAGACACAUGUUAGCCACAGAUGAUGAAGCAGACAGGCAGCGCUGCCAGGAAGUCGUCUCCAGUGUAAACAAUGUUCUAGAGUCCAUUAAACAUGCUAUAGUUUUAUUACAGAUAGCAAAAAACACUGCUUUUCCUGUUAAUGGUGUGUAUCAUCCUUGUAAUGCCAUCCCUGAAGGAACAUCUUCAUCAGCCUCAUCCAUUGGAGGAAAUGUUGGAGGAGGUGAGGGAGUGUGUGAUGGAGGAGGAGGAGGAGGGUUGGGAGUUAUGACUUCUUCUGCAGAGGAUGAAGGGGUACCACUCACAGUGUCACCGACGGUUCGCACUGGGAUUGAAGUAGGCCGUGAGUGUGCUGAGGCAGCUAAUGCACUUGUAGGAAUGCGACAGAGGAGUCCAGUACCCUGUCAGCUUGUCCCUCCAGAUAGUGUUGUUCCAGAGACCUCAUACUCCAGCUCAGAAGAUGAAGACUUCUUUGAUGCUGAUGACUUUACCGGUACCACUCCUUCGCAGAGCCCUAGUGGUCCGCGCUUGUUUGAAGUUGGAGUGGAGACCAUCGCAGGCGGCAGUGGCACCAGUGAUGUGGCCCCCAGCAGUGCCUCCAAUGACCCUGCCUCUCAGGUGCCUCUCCUCAACCUCCCUGCCUCUUCCACAUCAUCAGGUCAAUCUCUCAUGGCUUUCAUUAACAAUCAUAUAAACCAUUUCAGCAUAACAGAUCCUUCAAGUGGUGGCACACCCAGUAUUGGUGCUACACAGUCCCCGUCCAUACUUGCGCAUUCUUCAACCAUCCGCAAGGCAUCAGAGAGUGGUGCUUUGGCGCAGUCCAAUGACUCGUCAGAACCCUCCAUUGAUUAUGACUUGAUGUAUGAGGAGGAUGACGACCCAGAGCUUGGAUCUAUGGAAGGCCAUGGCUCCAUCAUACACCAUUUACUCUCACAGGUCAAAAUUGGGAUGGACUUGACUAAAGUUGUGCUUCCUACAUUCAUCCUUGAGAAAAGAUCCCUGUUGGAGAUGUACGCAGACUUCUUUGCUCACCCGGAUCUCUUCUGCAGCAUUGCGGAUAUGACAACCCCUCAGGACCGCAUGAUACAGGUGGUAAAGUGGUACGUUUCAGCCUUCCAUGCGGGACGCAAGAGUGAGGUAGCAAGAAAACCCUACAAUCCCAUUUUGGGGGAAGUCUUCAGGUGCUACUGGGACAUUCCUGGUGUUGACACAAAAGGGGUAGAUGUCCCAGAUGGCCCAAUACCCUGGGCGAAAAGUAAUCAGCUAUGCUUUGUUGCUGAGCAAGUUUCCCAUCAUCCUCCCAUAUCUGCUUUCUAUGCUGAGCACAAGGCCAAGAAGAUAUCCUUCUGUGGUCACAUCUGGACCAAGUCAAAAUUUCUAGGUCUUUCCAUUUGCGUGAACAACAUUGGUCAGGGAUGUGUAUCUCUGAUGGAUCAUGAUGAAGAGUACAUUCUAAACUUCCCUAGUGGAUAUGGCAGGUCCAUUUUGACAGUGCCGUGGGUUGAACUUGGCGGGACAUGCCAGAUUACUUGUAACAAGACCGGUUAUAAUGCUAAUAUAGAAUUCCUAACCAAGCCAUUCUAUGGUGGAAAAAAACACAAAAUAUAUGCAGAAGUCUUGAGCCCAGGUGAGAAGAAGCCAGUUCUUACUGUAGAAGGGGAGUGGAAUGGAGUAAUGUCAUCAAAGUUAAGGGAUGGUGAAAGCAAUAUAUUUGUGGAUACUCAAAGUAUGGGUACUGUGAAAAAGAAUGUUAAAUCUAUAGCCCAGCAGGCAGCAAACGAGUCAAGAUUCAUGUGGAAAGAUGUCACAGCAGGACUAAGGUUCAACCAAAUUGACCAAGCAACAGCUGCUAAAUGUUCCCUGGAACAAAAGCAACGUGAUGAAGCCAAGUAUCGCAAAGACAAUGGUAUUGAGUGGCAAACAAACCUGUUUGAUUUGGUCGGGGAUAACUGGAUCUACAAAAAGCCUCUGCUUAAGAGACUUAACCAAAAGAAUGAUUAAAGAGGUUGCUAAUCCCAAUCCUGGAAAUGCAUUUGCAUGUAAUUUCUUUUGCUAAAUAAUCAAGUGGAACAGUAAUGGAUUUAGUGCCAUUCUAAUGGGUCAUGUGUAACAUUUUUAAUACAUUUACUUUUAAGUUCUUUGUACAAUUCAAUAAUAUUAAUCCACCACAUAUGCAAUUUAUUGGGUAAAUCUGCCCUCCUUCCAUUGUUUUAUGAUAAAGUUUGUUUACUUGUAAAGUCAAUAUGAAAACUUACUGUUAUCUAUGCAACAAAAUGUACAGAAAUACAUAAAAACUGUGGAAACAUUUAGGCAACAUAGUGGUAAAGAUUUAUUAGUCACUCGAGCUAAACAUUAGCUUGGUUUAUGACUCCCUUGCAAAACACAAUUGAGCCUCACUGAAGUACAGGUUCAAAGAAAGUAUAGUACAGUAUAUUUAAAUAUUAUGCCAGAAAAUAAUUUAUCAAUUUGAUUUAUAAAUAAUGCUGAUGUAUGCACAAAUAAUUGUAAUGAUCAAAAUAGAGGAAAGAUACACUUGCAUUAAAGUAUAACAAAUAUAUAUAUACACACACAUGCAUAUAUAUUCAUGUGCACAGCCAUGUACACACGUGUAUGCGCACACAUGCAUAGCGUGAUGUAUACAUCCAUGUGCGCUCCCAUGCACACACGUCGAGACCUGAGAGUUCCUGUUUCUAUCAAUUUUGCUACUUGUGUAAGUCUGGGUUCUAGCACAACUUUAAUAAUUAAAAUAUUACU